AUGGAGGACAACCGCCAUUUCUACCGUAUCCCGAAACGCCCGCAAGUGUUGCGUCAGCGCUGGCUGAGCGCGAUUGGACGAACUGAAGAGACGGUGGUGUCACAGCUUCGUAUCUGCUCGGCUCAUUUUGAAGGAGGAGAAAAACGUGAAGGUGACAUUCCGGUUCCCGAUCCAACUGUCGACAAACAGAUCAAAAUCGAACUUCCUCCGAAGGAGAAUAAGAGUGAAGAUCGGCGAAGAAAACAGCAAGUGCCUUCAAGAUUUUCCGGCGACUCAUCAGCAAGUGGCAGUCCGUCGUACUUGAAGAAGAAUCGAAGCAUCCGAGACUUCUAUCUACCAUUAUCGUCCACACCGACAUUUGAUCCAUCGCACAGCCCGCACCAACCACCAGCUACUACCAUCACUGAUCCCAAACAAACAUUGAAUGAUAUUUUAAGUAUGGCAAGCGCUGCUAGAAUGAACGCCCCAUCCGGAUCAAGACCAUUAGUUGCACUACUUGAUGGAAGAGACUGCGCCAUUGAGAUGCCGAUUCUCAAAGAUGUCGCUACCGUAGCCUUCUGCGAUGCUCAAUCAACGCAGGAAAUUCAUGAAAAGGUAUUGAAUGAGGCAGUUGCUGCUCUAAUGUACCACUCUAUCAAACUUGGGCGCGAGGAUUUGGAGAAAUUCAAACUGUUGAAAGUUGUGUUCCGGAUCGGAAAUGGAAUUGACAAUAUUGAUGUCAAAGCGGCAACAGAGCUCGGUAUUGCCGUGUGUCACGCUGAAGGCGACUAUGUGGAAGACGUUGCCGACUUCACAUUGUCUCAAAUGCUCAACCUCUAUCGCCGCACAUUUUGGCAGGCGAAAGCCGUAAUUGAUGCGCGGAAGCCAAUAACAGCGGAUCAAGUGCGUGAUACAGCUGUCGGAACCCGCCGAAUGCGCGGAAGCGUUUUGGGAUUAUUGGGAUGUGGACGUGUCGGUACGGCGGUUGGACUUCGUGCAAAAGCAUUCGGAAUGCAAGUGAUCUUCUAUGAUCCAUUUGUUCGCGAGGGAACCGAUCGGGCUCUGGGAUUCGAGCGAAUCCGAAAUUUGGACGAAUUCUUCGCGAGACUUGAUUGCCUCUCUCUUCAUUGUCCCGUUAAGGAUGACACCCGCCAAAUCAUCAACACUGUGACAUUGAAGCAAAUGCGCCCAGGAUGCUUCAUUAUCAAUACAAGCGAACCCGGUCUAAUAUGCGAGACUGCUCUUGCCAAUGCUCUUAAAACGGGUCAUGUUCGCGCUGCAGCCUUGGACUCGCAUGAAUCAAUUCCGACGGAUGCCAAUCCACUGAAUCCACUGCACAAUGUUCCAAAUCUUAUUAACACUCCAAGAGCUGCUUGGAUGAAUGAAGCGUCAUGCAAGGAGUUGAGAAUUGUGGCUGCCAAGGAAAUAAGAAAGGCGUUGACAGGAAGAUGCCCACAGGAUCUCUUGUACUGUGUUAACCGCGAUGCUGUGAUACAAAAUGGAACCCAAUUACCAAGAAGAACCAGCAACCCACAUCCAUUAAUGAACAUGGGUAAUUUUGGUCUUCCAAGCUUUCCACCAAUCUCGAUGGCGGGUCACUUCCCCUACGCCAAUCCAUUGCUGGCCAUGGGAGCUCAAAUGGGAGCUCUCAAUCCGCUGCUCAUGAACAAUGCGGCGCUGGCGCAGUUCAAUUCGGCCGCCGCGCUCUCAUCAUUUGCGGCCGCGCAUGCCGCGCAGAAUCAGAGAAACUCGCCGGCAGUGCAAUCAUCUCAAUCGAGCCCGAGCCCGCACACGAACAAAUCAUCGGUGAGCCCAGUGAAUGGAAUUAGUAAAUCGAGUGCACCGUCUCCGGCCAUCAAGAUUGAGCUAUCUCAGCCCAAAGAAGAUGCAGCAAAUGGAAAUAACGGAGAAAUGUGCUCAUCGAUUAGUGGCGAAAGUGGUAGCGAGACCACUGAAAAAGUCAAGAUGGAAGGCGAUGAUGAUGAUCAUCCUAUGGAGAACGAGAUAAUCGAUCGCGGACAAUUGAACAUUGAAAAAUUGGACCAACCAGAAGAGAUUAAUGUCACCAUGAACGGACGUCUGGUGAAUGUCGAUGAUUCAAUGUGCGCUUAA
Messenger RNA from Caenorhabditis bovis, 2091 nucleotides. NCBI's taxonomy places the organism in Eukaryota, Metazoa, Nematoda, Chromadorea, Rhabditida, Rhabditidae. The record is from the annotation of a GenBank genome assembly.